Molecule: messenger RNA, 1662 nt
Organism: Colletotrichum gloeosporioides
Lineage: Eukaryota; Fungi; Ascomycota; Sordariomycetes; Glomerellales; Glomerellaceae
Product: Cytochrome P450 4V2
Exons: 2
Coding region: 1-1662 (553 amino acids)
Molecular function (GO): iron ion binding; oxidoreductase activity, acting on paired donors, with incorporation or reduction of molecular oxygen; heme binding
Source: RefSeq, a predicted model, not a curated record
AUGCUCCCUCGUCCGCUUCCUGGUAUUCCUUACAACAAAACGGCAGCGACAUCACUCUGGGGUGAUAUGCCCGAAAUGAUGAGACAUGUCAAAAAGACUGGCGAAAUGUAUGACUGGCUUGGGGCCCAGAACAUCAAACACCAAUCCCCAAUCAUCCAAGUCUUCGGGCGACCAUUCAGCAAGCCAUGGGUCAUCAUUUCAGACUUCCAUGAGACACAAGAUAUAUUGAUUCGGCGAGGCAAAGAGUUCGACAGAUCAGAGUUUACUGCUGAUGUCCUAGCCGGCGUCAUUCCAGAACACCAUAGUAGAUGGAAGACAAAUGACGAAUGGAGGAGUCGUCGCCGACUUAUAGGGGACAUACUGACCCCGAGUUUUCUCAGCAAAGUCGCUGCCCCCCUCCUCCACGAGAGCACCUUGCGCAUGACUGCUUUAUGGCAAGAAAAGUCGCGGCUAGCCAAAGGUCGCGCUUUUUGGGCUUUGAAGGAUAUCAGCCACUGUGCCCUAGAUGCCGUUCUUGGGUUCACUUUCGGUCCUGGUUUGGAAGGGCUCAGCGCCACUCAGCCAGAGGUUGACCACCUGGCAUCCAUGUCCUCAUUACCACACGAAACAAUGAAGGAUACCAAUGAUUCUCCAGUGAACUUUUCUCACACCCCGCCAAAUCCCGUUAUUGAAGCGUUACUCAAACUUUCGGACAGCCUAGAGACUUCCAUGAAGUCGCUAUUCCCUAUACUUGCACACUGGGUGCUUCGACAAAGUGCAUACAUGAGAACCGCAAUCUCACUGAAGGAAGACCUGUUGAGACGCCAGAUAGAUCUUUCCGUUGCUCGAGUUCGGGCCGGGGAGAAUGUGGUGCGGUGUGCAGUAGAUGAGAUGGUUCGAAGGGAAACCAGCCAAGCAGCGAAGGAGCGCCGAAUACCAAAGUAUCACUCACGAAAUUUUUACGACGAGUUGUAUGGAUUCACCCUUGGGGGUCACGAAUCAACAUCGAACUCAAAUCAAUGGGCCGUUAAAACGCUAGCGCGCCAUCAGCAGCAACAGAACAAGUUGCGGGCCACUCUACGUGCUGCUCUUCCUGAGGCAGUAUCAGAGAAGCGUGUUCCAACAGCCCAAGAGAUCAUGCAGAUACGCUGCCCAUACUUGGAGGCCAGCAUCGAGGAACUUUUCCGCACAUCACUGACAGCGCCAAUGUGCGUCCGAAGUUCGACUCAAGACACGCAGAUUCUUGGUAACCGCAUUCCAAAGGGAACCGUGGUAUUUCAGGUCUGGAAUCAGGCAAGCUAUACGCAACCUGGCUUCUUUAUUGACAAUAGGCUGCGGACUCCGGCGGUUCAGGCUGCAUCGAAAGGGUCUGGAACCGGUGGCGAGGACUUUGGGUUCAGGACAGCGGAUUAUGCGCCUGAACGUUGGCUAGCAAAGUCCGGGGACGGCGGUAGAGAUGUUUUCGAUGCGACGCGAGGGAGGAACAUGAUUUUUAGCAUGGGACCAAGGGGCUGCUAUGGGCGCAAGCUGGCAUAUGUACAGAUGAGGAUGCUCGUAGUGUUGAUUUUGUGGGGUUUUCAGCUUGAAGAGUUGCCGGAUAAACUAAACACGACGGGCGCGUACGACAAGCUUACUAGGGAGCCCCACGACUGCUUUGUUCGACUGACCGCCUUAACUAUAUAG